Messenger RNA from Elaeis guineensis (African oil palm), 1896 nucleotides. NCBI's taxonomy places the organism in Eukaryota, Viridiplantae, Streptophyta, Magnoliopsida, Arecales, Arecaceae. The record is from RefSeq and is a predicted model, not a curated record.
AGCAUUCGCCUGAAACUAGUUGGACCAUGAUCACAUUCAGCAGCGAACCCGUCAAAGAAUCGAUGAAGGACACCGACAAAUGCUUGGAUUCCCAGCUCUGGCACGCAUGUGCCGGUGGGAUGGUUCAGAUGCCGGCGGUGAACUCCAAGGUGUAUUACUUCCCCCAGGGCCACGCAGAGCACGCCCAAGGCAUCGUGGACUUCGGGAGCUCCUCCGGUGUCCUGGCGCUCAUCCUCUGCCGGGUGACCGCUGUGAAAUUCAUGGCAGAUCCAGAGACCGACGAGGUCUUUGCCAAGAUCCGCAUGACUCCAGUUCGGUCGGACGAGCCGGACUAUGGCGACGAUGAUGGAAUGGGCCUCGGUAGCAACGGGGCUGAUGUGCAGGAAAAGCCUGCAUCUUUUGCCAAGACACUGACCCAGUCGGAUGCCAACAAUGGCGGGGGCUUCUCUGUUCCUCGCUACUGUGCUGAGACUAUCUUCCCGCGGUUGGACUACUCGGCAGACCCUCCAGUCCAGACUGUUCUUGCCAAGGAUGUGCAUGGCGAGGUUUGGAAGUUCCGGCAUAUAUACAGAGGGACUCCUCGCAGGCACUUGCUUACCACUGGUUGGAGCACUUUUGUGAACCAGAAGAAGCUUGUUGCUGGGGAUUCUAUUGUGUUCCUGAGAACAGAGAAUGGGGAUCUUUGUGUGGGGAUCAGACGGGCCAAAAGAGGGGUUGGUGUGGGGCAUGAGUCCCCGGGGUGGAAUCCUCCCACUGGAAACUGUUUCCCAGCCUAUGGGGGUUUUUCUGUCUUCCUAAGGGAAGAAGAAAAUAAGUUGAUGAGAAGCAAUGGAAAUGGCGGUAUCUUGAAUUCUGGUGGGACUAGUAUGAGGGGAAGGGGUCGAGUGAGGGCCGAUUCUGUUAUCGAGGCUGCAAAUCUUGCAGCUAAUGGCAAGCCUUUUGAGGUAACUUACUACCCAAGGGCCAGUACGCCUGAGUUCUGUGUGAAAGCUGCAGCUGUGAGAGUAGCGAUGCGGAUCCAGUGGUGUCCUGGCAUGAGAUUUAAGAUGGCUUUUGAAACUGAGGAUUCCUCGAGGAUUAGUUGGUUCAUGGGAACUAUAUCUUCUGUUCAGGUUGCAGAUCCGAUAAGAUGGCCUAAUUCACCUUGGAGACUUCUUCAGCAAAUUUUGUUGGCAUGCUUUAUCCAACAAAACAAGAUAUUUGUUGGCAUGCACCCCGCAGCCGCGGGAGCCUCAUGCGCUGGGAUGCUAUUUUUUGGAAAGAAGAAACCUUAUGUUUUGGGUGCCAAUAUAGUUCUUUUUCCCCUUCCAUUACCCUGUUCAUUUUACUUGUGAAUUCUUGCCUUCUUCAUAUAGAUUUUAACUGUUGAAUUAUUCAAUAGAGAAACAGCUUUAGGGUGAACAUGUACAAUGAUCAUUUUGUAGCCCGCCUAUGUUCUUACUUAUCUACUAUGAGAUGGAAGGGAACUUUUCUGCAAUCAUCUGUGUGCUUUGUUCUACCUGAAGUUUUAUCUAUGAAAUCUGAUGUACGCUUGUAUGUGUUGUUAGUUCUUAUGCAGAUGUAUUAUAUUUUGCUUUAAUUUUGCCUUUCCACCUAUAUGAGGCAUUGCCUGGAUAUUUGCUUCUGGAACAUGUGUCAUGCUUGCCAUUUGUACUAUCUAUCUUUUGUAAAGAAGCCUACUUUCUUCCACAUUUGAUUGGUAUGAUUGAUUCUUCUGGAAUCAUGCAUCAAUAACUAUCUUAACUGCCAAAUUAGAAUAUCUAUUCAUAUUACUGCUUCUAUUUCCAAAAAAAUGGAUUAUUAUGAAUAUUCAUAGAGCAUAUCUUGUUUUGUAUCAACUCUAUUAUUGAAGACCAUGCUUAGGCUUGUGUGCCUGCUUUGGCUAUGAAGAUAAAG